Messenger RNA from Trichobilharzia regenti, 4095 nucleotides. NCBI's taxonomy places the organism in Eukaryota, Metazoa, Platyhelminthes, Trematoda, Strigeidida, Schistosomatidae. The record is from the annotation of a GenBank genome assembly.
AUGCCGAGAUAUGGGUUGAUUGCAGCUGUAGUUUUCUUACUAUUUUGGUGCGGGACGGAGUUCAUUUGUGGCUUGCAUAAUGUGAGCAAAACUGCACUAAAAGCUCGAGUAAAGGAGAUGUUUCUUCAUGCAUAUUAUAAUUACAAGAAUAAUGCAUUUCCUGCUGAUGAACUUAUGCCACUCAGUUGCAAGGGUCGUUACCGUUGGGAAGGUGUAACUAGAGGUGAUAUAGACGAUGCACUGGGUAAUUUUUCACUAACAAUGCUUGAUGGUCUCGAUAGUCUAUUCUUAAUCGGCGAACUAGAUGAGUUUGAUUCUGCUGUAAAGGCUGUAGUAGAAACUGUGAAGUUUGAUUCAGAUGUUGAUGUUUCAGUUUUUGAAACAAAUAUUCGUGUUCUUGGGGGUUUAUUAGGAGCUCAUGUUGCUGCACUUGCUAUUAAAGAAAAUAACAGUUCUCGAAUGAUUUGGUAUAAAGAUGAAUUAUUAAAAAUGGCUAUUGAUAUCGGAAAUCGAUUAUUACCUGCAUUUGAUACACCGACUGGUAUUCCCUAUCCUCGAAUUAAUUUACGUUAUGGCUCUUCUGGUUUAAAAAAACAAGAGGAGAAUACAUGUACUGCAUGCGCUGGUACAAUGAUACUUGAAUUUGCUGCAUUAAGUCGAUUAACUGGUGAUCCAAUCUAUGAAGAGAAAGCAGCUAAAGCAAUGGCAUUUCUAUGGAAACAACGUAAUCGUUAUUCAGAUCUUGUUGGUCGUGUAAUUAAUGUACGCAAUGGUGAUUGGAUACGUCAAGAGUCUGGUGUUGGCGCUGGCAUUGACUCUUAUUAUGAAUAUUUAUUAAAGGCGUAUAUAUUACUCGGUGAACCAGUCUACCUGCAUCGUUUCCAAACACACUAUGAAGCAGUGAAUCGAUAUGUUGGUGGACCACAAUCAGCUGAAUUCCCCUUCCUAUUUUUGGAUGUACAUAUGCACCGACCAGCUCAGCGUGCAAGAACAUUUAUGGAUGCCUUAUUAGCCUUUUGGCCUGGUUUACAAGUUCUUACAGGUGAUGUAAAACGUGCUGUUGCAUUACAUGAAUUAUUAUAUUUAAUACAUAAACGUAAUAAAUUAUUACCUGAAGCAUUUACACCAGAUUUUAAUGUUCACUGGGGCCAACAUUUACUUAGACCAGAGUUAAUUGAAUCCACCUAUUUAUUAUAUCGUGCUACAGAAGAUCCAUAUUAUUUACAAGUUGGUCAACAAAUUGUUAAUGAUUUAGAAAAGUAUACACGUGUACCAUGUGGUUUUGCAGCAAUUAAGGAUGUACGUACUAUGGAGCAUGAAGAUCAAUUCGAUUCAUUUGUACUAGCUGAAACCUUUAAAUAUCUCUACUUAUUAUUUGCUGAGUCGUCUGAUCUACCAAUCAAUCUAGAUGAUUAUAUUUUUACAACAGAAGCACAUCUCCUCCCGUUGAGUUUAUCACGUCAUCCAGUGACAUCCUCUUCAUUGAAUAGAAUUGUCAAGAAUAUAUCACAGAAUGCAAGUAUUCCUGUGUCUUCUUCUUCAUCUUCUUAUUUAUCUGCAUCGAUGUCAUCCUCCUCUACCGUCAAAUUGACACCUGAUCAUCAUGGGGAUAGAGAUGUAAAAGUUGAAAAGUUAUUACAUAAAGCAGCCCAGUGUAUGGCUGUUGGUUAUGAACAAAUGCAGCAUAGGCAUACAAUGAAAUGUUUGUCAUCCAGCAGGAAUAAAAAUAAUCAGGAAGCUGAGAAAUCUGAAGACGAUAACAAGAAGAAGAACAACGAGGCUGAAGAUGGUGGUGAUGAUAAAGUUAAGAACAAGGAGAAAGAUAGUGGGGCUACUACGACUACUGUGAGUGAUGCUGAUUGGCGCUUGAAAACCACUUGUCAUAUUUCUGAAACACCAAAUCUUUUCUAUCAUUAUUGUGCUAAACAAUUACCAAAAUGUCAUAAUACUGAUGAUUUUGUAUUAAAGUAUGUUUUCUCUAAAUCGCAUGUAUGGCGUAUUAUUGAUUCAAUACGUCAACCAUUACGUCAGAUAGCUAUUAAUUUGGAUCAUCAUCAAUCAAGGAGUGGUCAUACUAGUACUACUACUACUAAUAAUAAUAAUAAUCACAAUAUGAAGGACCAGUCAUUUCUACCCUUGAAAGCAAUGGAUUUUCAACCUGAUAAUACAGAUCAUUUGAAUGCACUGAGACGUAUGGGUAUUUCGUUAUCAUUUAGUCAAGAUGGUCAGAUAACACUGACACAUCAACACAAUAUGGCUGAAGAUUCUGAUUUGGCUGCUGCAGGUAUUCUAUUCAUACAAGAGUUGAUUGCUUUAACUAACAGGAAGUAUAGCUUCAGUGAUCUUUCAGUACAAGGUCGUCAUGUAGUUGUCAUGAAUUCGCCAAGUUAUGGUUUCACUAAAUUUACUGCUUGUCCUGCACAUUUUGGUCUAUUCCCUGGUGAAAAAUUACCAUCCAGUCAACAGGACAGUCAAAACAGGCAACAGUCAACACCAUCAGCGGCAGAGGCAGAGAAGGCGUCGUCUGUAAAUUCAACUUGGACACCAUUAAUAGGUCCUGUACACGUUGUUGAGCCUAUCGAUGCUUGUAAACCAAUCGCAGAAUAUGGUUAUGCCUAUCCACCAGAGAAUGAUAUAUGGAAUCAGAAUCCAACUGGAGGACAACAGAAUACUUCAAUUCAUUCGUCAGAUAGUUAUAUAACGGUGAAAAAUAGUAAAGGUCCUAUGGUCGGUUCUAUUGGUAUUGUUCGUCGUGGGGGUUGUGUUUUCGUUGAAAAAGCUUAUCACUUAGCACAAGCUGGUGCUAUCGGCGUCAUUGUGGUUGAUAAUAAACCUGAAACAUCAAGUGAAAUUGGUCCGUUGUUUGCAAUGUCUGGCGAUAAUGAUAAUAAUGACUUAAUGAAAUAUAUUCAUAUACCAGUGGUUUUAUUAUUGGGUGUAGAACGUGAUCAAUUAUUCAGUAUAAUUCGUACACAUUGGAAUCAUACCCAAGAAGCAAUGAAUAUUAUGUUAACUAAAGAAUAUAAUCUUGCUGAUUCGUUCAAUGCAGCUCUAUCAAUAAUGAAUACGAAAAGCAAUGGAGAACACGAGAAACUACCACUCAACAAUGAUAAUAGCAAUAUCGUAGGAGAUACUAAUACCUCCUUCCAACUGACCAGCCAUCUGUAUCAGUCCUCAUCAGUGUCAAUGAAAACGCUUCAUUUGAAUAAAAUUUCAGAUAUAAUUGGAUUUUCUAUAUCAUAUGAUAAUAAUAAUACUAAUUCAGAUAUGUUUCAUCUCAGGGAUUCUGUCUCUCCAUCUUCAUCUUCACCCUCCUCCAAUUCCCCUUCUUCUUCUUCUUCUUCUACCUCUGAGUCUCCCGGAUCAUCGGUUGGAAGUGAUUCGGAGACGGUUGAAGAGGAUGUCACAAGGAUAGGAACAACACCAAGUGAUUCUAUUUAUCCAUUAUCCUGGUCAUUCACAUUUUCUAUUAAUGAUGAUAAAGAAAGAUCAAGUUAUUUUCUACCAAUUAAUGAGAAUAAUGAUCAUCUCUUUGUUGGUGAUGAUAAUAAUAAUAGUAAUAAUAAGAAUAAUACUGUGAUUAAAGGAUCACCAAAAGAUAUUUCAAUUUGGCGGGAUUUAUUCAAUAACACACUUAAACAAAUUAAAUUGAAUACUGAAUGUCAGCAUUUUAUGUUAGCCGUAUUACAAAUCAGUCUGCAUAAAGUAUGCCCAUCUGAUUCACCGUAUUACAUGAAUCAAACAAUUUAUAUAUCAUGGAGAUAUUAUCAAUUAAUCAAUACUUGUUUAAGUGAAUUACUUCAUCUCAAUGAAAAAUCAAUUAAACAACAAGAAGAGACGCAACCAAGUGAUAAGAAUAAUCAAGGCACCACUACUAACAACAAUAACAAUAACCCUGAUAAUAUUGUGAUCACAUUACAAUUGGGCUUUCAAUUAAUUUCUAAUAAUGAUGAUUUAUCGUCUACUACAAUACUCUCUCCGACUUCUUCAUCUUCUCCGCCUUCACAUCCUGCUGCUGCUGCUGAUGAUGAUGAAGCAGGCGUCUCUCAGACUACUACUUCUGCUCCUACUCCUACUCCCAAAGAUGAAUUGUAA